Drepanopeziza brunnea f. sp. 'multigermtubi' MB_m1 is the source of this 2430-nucleotide messenger RNA. The record is from RefSeq and is a predicted model, not a curated record. Lineage: Eukaryota; Fungi; Ascomycota; Leotiomycetes; Helotiales; Drepanopezizaceae.
AUGUCGCGUCAUAAAUUGGUAAAGAACCUGGAUCUGGACGACGAGCUGGACGAUUUCGAUGGCGGGGACGACUAUGCUGAGGAUGGAGCCGGCGAAGAGCUCAGCGAAGAAGACCAAGGUCUGUCUACCCCUCCAAGACCCCAAUACAUGCGAGCUGGUACCGUAGCAGUACGCGCCGAGCUCCCAGGAACCGCCUCCCACGUCACCGAGAAGCAGAUCCACGAGGCACUGUGGCAUUACUUCUACGAUAUCCAGAAAACGGUCGACUACCUGAUGAGGACGUUCGUGAUGGAGCGGCCGAAGAAGGAGAAGAAAGCUAAAGGUGGGCUGAUUUCCAUUUUGCAUGGGGAAGGAGAUCCUGCUGGGGUAUAUGUGUAUAGCUGUGGAUCUGGGUCUGGACUUGAUGAGACUGGAUCUGAAGAUUGCGAGGAGGCUUUCUCCUGUGCAAAUUUCUUCCGGGAUAUGCCAUGGUUGAAUACUCCUAUGGACCGGCAAGCGGAAUUUCUUGCGCCCCUUCAUCCAAGAGGUGGACUGCUGGGUGGUUCUUCUGAUGGAGCACCGAAGAUGUCGAAAUUACAGGCUUUGGCAGCGGCGAGGAAGAAGAAGGCUCAAGAACAGAAAUCUAGUGAGGGUUCGGGGAUGGAUAAGUCUAUGGCCGAUCUCACGCUCAACUCGAGCGCCGAUAAAGAGCAGCCAUUCCCGUCCACAAAGUCUACAUCAAGAGGGUUCCCUGUACGCAAGCGCAAGGACUCAAACCCCCACGAGAAGACUGCCAAGGCUCCGCCGGUGGAGCGAGGAGGACCAGAGCCAACUACGCCCGUAGAAGGCCCUCCAGUCGACCAAGCGGAGCCCUCAGCUUUCGCCAACACCAUGUUCAGCAGUCCUACGUCCACCGCCCCUAGCACAUCCAGCCUUUUCUCUCUACCUUACAGCAGUACUGCCGCCCCGAUAACCGCUGACCCGUUCGCAGGACCUAGUCCGGAUGACGUUGUCAUCGCAGCACAGUCGAAAGCGAAAGGAGGGGGCAGCAAGGGACCGCCGAAGACGAGUGGGGAGAAGCGGGAGGAUCAGAUUGCGAGUGGUGUUGAGGCUGUGAGGCUGGAUGAUACGCCGAAGGCGAAGAGUAGGAAUCUGGAUGUGUUGAGCGAGUUUGAAAAAGCAAAGACGAAAAAUGCGGCGAAUUUCGUGGUUAUUGGCCACGUUGAUGCUGGGAAGAGUACUUUAAUGGGACGCUUACUAUAUGAUCUGAAAGUUGUAGAUCAACGUACGAUAGACCGGUACAAGAAAGAAGCCGAGAAGAUGGGCAAGUCUUCGUUUGCUCUUGCUUGGGUGCUGGACCAGGGAACUGAAGAGCGAAGUCGAGGUGUCACAAUUGACAUCGCCACUGACAAGUUCGAGACUGAAAAGACAUCAUUUACGAUUCUCGACGCACCUGGCCAUCGGGAUUUCAUACCAAACAUGAUUGCAGGAGCAGCGCAAGCCGAUUUUGCAGUUUUGGUAGUUGAUGCCAAUACAGGAUCUUUUGAGUCAGGACUGAAGGGCCAAACGAAAGAGCAUGCAUUGCUAGUACGAAGUAUGGGGGUCCAAAGAGUCAUCAUUGCAGUCAACAAACUCGACACUGUAGCCUGGUCAGAAGAACGCUUUCUCGAGAUCCAAAACCAGGUCUCCGGCUUCCUCACACAAGCCGGAUUCCUACCCAAGAACAUAGCUUUCAUACCCUGUUCCGGACUUUUGGGAGAAAACAUUGUUAAGAAGGCCACUAACACGGAAGCAAGCUGGUACACAGGCCCUACGCUCGUAGAAGAGCUUGAAAACUCCGAGCCUAUCACGCGAGCGCUCACCAAACCUUUACGUCUUACCAUCAGCGACGUCUUUCGAGGCGGCGUCCAAAACCCUCUCUCUAUCAGCGGCCGGAUCGAAGCCGGCAGCCUCCAAAUCGCUGACGCGCUCCUCGCCCAACCCUCGGGAGAAAAAUGUUUCAUCAAAGCCCUCGAAAUGGACAACGCGCCCGUAGACUGGGCUGUCGCCGGCCAGAACAUCACCGUACAUCUCCAGAACAUCGAAGAAAAGCACAUCAAAGUCGGCGACGUUCUCUGCUCGCCUGCAAGCCCGAUCCAGAACAUCAAGGAGUUUACGGCUAAGGUGCUCGCGUUUGAGUUCCUGACGCCGGGGGCCGUUGACGUGCAUCGCGGGCGGCUGCACGCGCCGGGACGCAUCGAGCGGAUCAUCGGGGUGCUGGAUAAGAAGAGCGGCGCAGUGGUGGGCGCCGGGGCCGCGGAGGGCAAGAGGAAGAAGGCGAGGAUUGUGAAGCCCGGAGAGCUGGCAAGAGUCAAGGUCGUAUUUGAUGGGCUGAGCGUGCCGCUUGAGGCCGGGGCCAAGGUUGUGCUGAGAAAUGGCGGGGAGACUGUUGCUGCUGGUUUGUUGGAGUGA